Messenger RNA from Eruca vesicaria subsp. sativa (arugula), 2511 nucleotides. NCBI's taxonomy places the organism in Eukaryota, Viridiplantae, Streptophyta, Magnoliopsida, Brassicales, Brassicaceae. The record is from the annotation of a GenBank genome assembly.
CGUCUCUCUUCUCUUUCUCUUUCUCUUUCUCUUUCUGGUGUUUAAAUACAAAACCCUAAUCCCCAUUUCUUCUAUCUUCUCAGCCUUGAGAGAAUUAUCCUUUUUGUAGAACAAUGUCAAGCUCUGAUCCGAAACCCGGGCCUAAACCCGGUCCACUUCCUCCAACCCCAGAAUCCCCCGCAAUGCCACCGUCUACCUGGGCCAAACGUACCGGAUUCCGUCCCAAAUUCUCCGGCGAGACCACCGCCGCCUCCGUUUCCGGCCAACUCUCAUUGCCUGCUUCCGUUAGAGCCACACAAUCAGAAUCCCAGCCGGAUCUCGAAGCUGGCCAGCCUCGCCUCCGCCCUUCUCCUCCUGUCUCCGCCGUGGCUAACGGUGCGACGGAUAAGAAAGAAAAUCCGCCGCCGCCUCCACCACCACCGGAACGACAGCAACCUCCUCCUUCUGCUGCUGCUGCUGCUGCUGCUCCGGUUAAGAGACGGAGAGAUUCUGAGGGGAGAUCAAACGGACCUGAUGGUGGGGCUAAUGGGUCUGGUGAACCGGUUAGAAGACCGAACCGGAUUGAAGAGACAGUGGAGGUUUUGCCACAGAGUAUGGAUGAUGAUUUGGUGGCUAGAAAUUCGCAUAUGAAGUAUGGUCUCAGAGAUACUCCUGGACUUGUUCCGAUUGGGUUCUAUGGUUUGCAGCAUUACCUCUCCAUGUUAGGCUCACUGAUUCUUGUUCCACUUGUUAUUGUUCCUGCCAUGGGAGGUUCCCACGAGGACAUUGCGAAUGUUGUCUCGACUGUACUUUUUGUGUGUGGAAUCACUACGUUGUUGCAUACUUCGUUUGGAUCCAGGCUUCCUUUGAUUCAAGGCCCUUCUUUUGUUUUUCUUGCUCCCGCUUUGGCCAUCAUUAACUCACCUGAGUUUCAAGGUCUGAAUGGAAAUAAUAACUUCAAGCAUAUCAUGAGAGAACUGCAAGGAGCAAUCAUAGUUGGUUCCGCUUUUCAAGCAAUGCUUGGUUACAGUGGCUUGAUGUCGCUAAUUUUGAGGUUGAUCAAUCCAGUAGUUGUUGCUCCUACGAUAGCUGCCGUUGGACUUUCUUUUUACAGCUAUGGAUUCCCGCUUGUUGGUAAAUGUCUUGAGAUCGGUGUAGUCCAGAUACUACUUGUGGUUAUCUUUGCUCUUUAUCUCCGGAAAAUCUCAAUUUUAAGCCAUAGGGUUUUCCUUAUUUAUGCGGUUCCAUUGAGUCUUGCCAUCACUUGGGCCGCUGCAUACCUUUUAACCGAAACAGGAGCUUACACCUACAAAGGUUGUGACUCAAACGUUCCUGUCUCAAACGUUGUAUCUAGCUACUGCAGAAAAUACAUGACCAGAAUGAAGUACUGUCGGGUUGAUACUUCUCAGGCACUGAGAUCCGCCCCUUGGUUUAGGUUUCCUUACCCUUUGCAAUGGGGUGUGCCGAUAUUCACCUGGAAAAUGUCUGUUGUCAUGUGUGUUGUCUCUAUAAUUGCUUCAGUAGAUUCGGUUGGUUCGUACCAUGCUUCUUCUCUGUUAGUAGCGUCAAUGCCUCCAACUCCUGGUGUUGUGAGUCGUGCAAUAGGUCUUGAAGGCUUGACAAGUGUCUUAGCCGGUUUAUGGGGUACAGGUACUGGUUCAACCACGUUAACCGAAAACGUUCACACAAUCGCUGUGGCUAAAAUGGGAAGCCGCAGAGUCGUUGAGUUAGGCGCAUGUGUUUUAGUUAUAUUAUCCCUUGUUGGUAAAGUUGGAGGUUUUUUUGCAUCAAUACCUCAAGUGAUGGUUGCUUCUCUUCUUUGCUUUAUGUGGGCAAUGUUUACGGCUUUAGGUCUCUCGAACUUACGUUAUAGUGAAGCUGGAAGCUCGAGGAAUAUCAUCAUUGUCGGAUUAUCGUUGUUCUUUUCUCUCUCUGUCCCAGCUUACUUCCAGCAGUAUGGCAUUUCUCCAAAUUCGAACCUCUCUGUUCCAAGUUAUUACCAACCGUACAUUGUUGCUUCUCAUGGACCCUUCAAAAGCCAAUAUAAAGGGGUGAACUAUGUGAUGAACACGCUCUUAUCGAUGAACAUGGUGAUUGCGUUUAUCAUUGCGGUGAUUUUGGAUAAUACUGUUCCUGGGAGCAAGCAAGAACGUGGGGUGUAUGUUUGGUCUGAUAGUGAGACUGCAACAAGAGAACCAGCGUUAGCAAAAGACUAUGAGCUGCCGUUUAGGGUUGGGAGGUUUUUCAGAUGGGUCAAAUGGGUUGGCAUUUGAAAGAAUAACAUAAUGGAAGAAGUGGGUGUAAAUAGGUCAGAUGGAGGAUUCUCUUUCCUUUUGUUCUUUUUUUUUAGUCUCAGUUUUAUUAUAUAACAUGGUGGAGUUUUCUUGGGUCGGAAGUUUGUCUAUUGGAGAGUUUUUGUGGUUUAAAACAGAGAACGGGGAGUGAAUGUUGUAAGUUAUAUAGAGUAUUAUGAUCAAUCCUUUUGUAAUAUCUGAUUGUUCUUUGGAUUACAAUACCUUGUGUUCACCGGUG